UAUGAACAAACAAUAGAAGAAAAUCUAAAAGUAAAAUGAGAAGUUAAAGAUCUAAAGUUAAGAUAAUGAUAGUCAAUAGAAUAUUGAGGAUAUAAUACAUGAUAAGAAUGAUUUCAUUUGUCCAAUAUGUUUAAAUUAUAUUGUGGCAGCUGUUUCUUUAAAAUGCGGACACACCUUUUGUGAAAUAUGUUUACAUGAAUAUUUGCUUUAUUUCAAAGGAUGUCAUAUUUGCAAUGAUAACAUGAGAAAAUCUAAAUUUGCAUAUUGUUAUUUAUUAGAUUAAAUGAUUCAUGAAUUUAUAAAAUCACAUCAUCCAGAAGAAUUAAAAACUUAUGAAAUGGAUAAAAUUAAAAAUAAGGAAUGGAGAAAAAAGAAACAGUAUAAUCAUAUUAUAAUUUUUAGAGUUUCCUCUAUAGAUGUAGGAUAAUAAAUAGAUGUAAGAGAUCCAAAUUUUGUAUGGAAUGUUGGAACUAUCAAAAGACUUAAGAUAUCUUAAGAGGCAAGCAAAAUUAAAUAUCUUGUCAUUCAUUAUGAAGGUAAAUCAGACAAACACGAUGAAGAAAUAGCAGAAAAUUCUCCUAGAUUUGCUGCAUUAGGAUUUUAUACAAGCAGAAAUGAUAUUCCUAAAUAUUAUAAAUAGACCAAAAAUCCAUUUUUAAAAAAUCUAUUGUACAUAGAAUGUAUGGAUCCAAAUGACAAUCAAUUCAAUUAAUAGUUUUUUAUAGAAGAUAAUUCUAGUGAAAGUGAAUGA
Molecule: messenger RNA, 751 nt
Organism: Paramecium pentaurelia
Lineage: Eukaryota; Ciliophora; Oligohymenophorea; Peniculida; Parameciidae
Source: the annotation of a GenBank genome assembly